This is a messenger RNA of Cornus florida, 851 nucleotides long. RefSeq lists its product as uncharacterized. NCBI's taxonomy places the organism in Eukaryota, Viridiplantae, Streptophyta, Magnoliopsida, Cornales, Cornaceae. Gene Ontology annotation, molecular function: protein binding. The transcript is spliced from 7 exons. The coding region runs from base 145 to 681 and encodes 178 amino acids. The record is from RefSeq and is a predicted model, not a curated record.
CUAAAAGUUCGCUUCGCCAGUUUACGCGUUUUCUUGAACAGCGGCUAUUCGACUUCGUAAAUAGGCGAUUGUGGGGUUGUUUUCGGAGCAAUUUCAAUCACAAGAAACUUCCAUCGAUUGACUUUAUCUUCAUUGCAAGCUUAUAUGUUUACCAAUAGCCAGAGGCAAGAAGAGCGUACUGGAAAAUAUGGAACUCCAAGGGUGAAAUAUCUUCAGGACUUGGUUUCUCAAUUUCAGAAUACAACUAGUGAAGAAUCAAAAGAGAAGAUUGUUGCUAAUUUGGCGAAUUUUGCAUAUGAUCCUUACAAUUAUACAUUCUUGCGUCAGCUCAAUGUUUUGGAACUUUUCCUCGACUGCAUUACGGAACCAAAUGAGAAGUUAGUGGAAUUUGGCAUUGGAGGGAUCUGCAAUUCUUGUGUUGACCCAGCAAAUGCUGCAAUUGUCAGUCAGUGUGAUGGAAUCCCUCUCAUCAUUCAAUGUUUAUCAAGUCCUGUUAGAAACACGGUUAAUUAUGCUCUUGGAGCUCUGUAUUAUCUCUGUAACGCAUCCAACAAGGAAGAGAUUUUGAAGCCAGAGGUGGUGGAUGUCAUUGAAAGGUACGCUGCAGCUGGCGCAGUUAGUUUAAACUUCAGUAAUCUAGCACAGGCAUUUUUAGAUAAGCAUGUCUCCAAAUGCAAAUGACAGAGGAAGCCUAUUUUGAUAACGAGCCAUUACAUGACAUCCAUUCAUUUAGAAGAAUCUGUUUUGUAUCAUUCUACUAUCACUGUUUGAAGAAUCUGUUUUGUAUCAUUCUACUAUCACUGUUUGAUUUUCUUUAUUGUCAUCAACCAUCUAUAGUGUUUUCUAUGGUA